CCGGUUAAGCAAUGGUCAUUGAUCUAAUGUAAACUUUGAACAUAGCGGAUUCGUCUGCAACAGCAUGAAAGUAGCAUGAAAAGAAACAGACAGUCAUGCUAAAGAGGCAAUAUUAAUUUUGUUGGUUCGUCCUGCAUGAUAACACACAAGAAUGACAACUUUUACAACUCCUGUCAAUGCCAAUUGUACCGAAGGCUUGAAAAAGAUAUGUCACAACGUUUGUAUAUGUGUUGUUGAAGAUGAUCCGUCAUCCACACAAUGGGGAAUUAUUAUUCCAGCUGUUAUUGCAGGUUUACUCUGUAUUGCUGUGUUAAUUUAUGCGAAUUACAAGUACAAAUACAGCAGACAAUCAGCAUAUGAUCCCGAAAAAUCAUCUCGAGUUAUAGAAGGAAGAAGGAAAGGAGGAGAAAUACGGUUUUACGACAUUGACGGUCGUCAAAUUUCCGAACCAUCAUUAAGAAAAUACGAUGAAUAUCGUGUAUUUGAACAAAGAGUGGUUCCUGCCAGACCUAUGUCGUCUCACAAUUUGAAUAUUGCCAAUGCUGACAAAAAACAAAAUGUUAAUAAAGAAAAUAAUAAAGCCAAUGGCACAGAGAAUGAGCAUAAAAACAGCAAAACUGAGGCAAUUGUAGAAAAUGAAGUCCACGAAAAAGACCUCCAACACCAACAACGAAUAGAAAAAUUUGACAUAAUUAUGGAUGAUAUGGAAGUUAAUGAUCAAAUUGGAACAAAAAAGAAAGAGGAAAACAAUAAUAAAGAUAAAGACCCAUGAAAUGUCACCUAUAUUAGCAUAUAUAUGCGUGGAACAAACGAUCGUUCUCUUUUAAUAUAAAGUUGGGGGGGGCGAUUGUAAAAGGUGGAUGGGUUUGUCCAAGAUAUUCGAGAAUUCCGUAAAUCUAUAAUUUGCUUUGUUAGUUUUAUGAAACAUUUUGUUUCCAAUAGUUUCAGUUAUUGUUAAGGUUUCAACCUGAUUUGUUAUUUCCUUCUAUUUUGAAAGUUUCAACACUUUUGAAGCCCUUGAAAGAAUUUGAAAGAACAUAUGAGAGAAUUUGAUAUCAAAAUAUAUUAUAACUUGCUUCGAUUUUCACACAUGAUUUAAAGUUUAGACACACUAUAAAGAAAAAUAUUAUAUUCAAAUCCCAGAAAUUAAACUAAAGUAUAUGGCAAAAUGUUUUGGAAUCUUGGUCCAAAUUCAAAAACAAUUGGUUGCGUGUAAUUAGGUUUCGAUUACGUAACAAAACGUUGGGUGCGUCAUUUGGUUGAGUUCAACUUAUUCAAAUAUUAAAAAAAUAUAUGAUAACCAUCUGCACUACUGACUGAUCUAAUCAAGAAAGUGUAAGAUGCCCAAAUUGCAUUUAUUUCUGUCUAGUCUAGCGCAUCAAUUGUUUUGAAUAUACAUAUUCUUUUAGUAGCAUAUACAUCUCUUUAGUAGCCUAUACGUCUUGAUUAAAAUACGAUAUAUACAAUCUGAAAUAAAUCGAUGGUUGAUAAUAAUUUAAACCGUUCGUUUUUGUUUCCUUAAUCUUUAAUAGCUUCUGGUUGAUUUCUUUUAAAUAUCUAACAGGUAAUUUCUCAUAUCUUUGUAAGAUGCAAAUCAAAUUUGUGCCAUUGAUAGCUGUAAAAAUUUCUCUGUUGCCGGAAAUACUGUUUACAAAACAAUAGUAUUGCAGAAAACUGCUAUGAAUACGAGGAAGAUUAAAUGUUAUAGUAAAUUUGUAUUGACAUAUUACCUAACAACAUUUA
Molecule: messenger RNA, 1743 nt
Organism: Styela clava
Lineage: Eukaryota; Metazoa; Chordata; Ascidiacea; Stolidobranchia; Styelidae
Source: RefSeq, a predicted model, not a curated record